This is a messenger RNA of Penicillium griseofulvum, 1047 nucleotides long. RefSeq names its product alpha/beta hydrolase. Lineage: Eukaryota; Fungi; Ascomycota; Eurotiomycetes; Eurotiales; Aspergillaceae. The transcript has a single exon. Bases 1 to 1047 code for a protein of 348 amino acids. The record is from RefSeq and is a predicted model, not a curated record.
AUGAAGAUCGUGGGAGGCAGCGUGGCCGCAUUUGGCAUGGCAAUUCUUCAUACCAUGUCAGCUACGGCACAGAACAUGUCAUACGGAGCGGACAAUUUUUACCGCAGCGACAAUGUGACCGUUCACAAGAUCACCUUCCCAAGCCAAUACCACACGACGAUCGCGGGAAACCUCUUCACCCCCAACAAUCUCAACCCCAGUGCCUCCGCCCCGGCCAUUGUUGUCGGCCAUCCAAUGGGCGCAGUCAAGGAGCAGAGCGCUAAUCUCUACGCCACAAAACUGGCCGAACAGGGCUUUGUUACGGUGUCACUUGACCUACCGUUCUGGGGUGGCAGCCAGGGUAGACCGCGUAAUGCUGUGUCGGCCGAACUGUACGCAGAGGCAUUUAGCGCAGCAGUUGACUACCUUGGCAUACAGAACCACACAAGCGUGAAUCGUGACCGAAUCGGUGGUCUCGGUAUCUGUGGCAGUGGCUCCUUUAUGAUCAGCGCAGCCAAGAUCGACCCUCGCAUCAAGGCUAUUGCAACAUCGUCAAUGUAUGACAUGGGCGCUGUCAACAGAAACGGACUAGAGAAGUCGCAAGGCCUCCUUGAGCGCAAGGAAGUCAUCGCUGCGGCUGCCGAGCAGCGUUGGAUCGAGGCCGAUGGUGGUAGAACCGAGUACACGGGAGGCACUCCGAAUAGACUCACAGUAAAUUCCACUGCCGUGGACCGUGAGUUCUAUGACUACUACCGUACCUCCCGUGGUGAGUUUACGCCUAAGGGUACCACUUCGGAUCUUACAACACACCCUACACUCUCGACAAACACCAAGUUCAUGAAUUUCUACCCGUUCAAUGAUAUCGAAACGAUCUCGCCGCGUCCGAUGCUUUUCAUUUCUGGUGACCAGGCACACUCGCGCGAGUUCAGUGAAGAUGCCUUUGCGCGUGCGGGCGAGCCGAAGGAGUUGGUUUGGGUUCCUGGUGCUGGCCAUGUUGAUCUUUAUGAUCGCGUCAAUCUGAUUCCAUUCGCUAAACUCACUCAUUUCUUCCAAACGAACCUGGUUUAG